Messenger RNA from Paramisgurnus dabryanus, 3234 nucleotides. RefSeq lists its product as uncharacterized. The record is from RefSeq and is a predicted model, not a curated record. NCBI's taxonomy places the organism in Eukaryota, Metazoa, Chordata, Actinopteri, Cypriniformes, Cobitidae.
AAUCCGUGCGAUUGCGUUAAAUAGUUGGAUUUUAUUAGAAUAUCUUGUCGGGAAUAUGGGAAAUGCGAUGUUUUGGUUAUGCACGUUUGACCGUUUGAGAUGUCACGUGUUGGAAAAGUGGAUGAAACGUAGACGUAACUGUUUGUUGCAGUUGCUGUAUCAGCCAAACGCAUGCAAAUCAGUUACUUUAGAAUGACUGGGGCUCCUAACAAAUACAUUGUGUACAACAGUAUAUAAUAGCUUUUUAAAAUACAAUAUUAAAAAUGUCGAUUUUUUAAUUUUGUUGUCACUAUUAGAUUGCAACACUUUUGUAAGUAUAACCUUUGACCAGUCACGUGAUCAUCAAAUGUACUCCCGAAUCUGGGUAUUGUAGGACGGAAGAAAUGAAGUUUUUAAAACUUUUCGGACGAUUUAAAUCAAAUGUCAUUGGCAUGAUUCACGUCCAAGCCCUGCCUGGGACUCCAUUAAACAACGCAACUGUAUCGGGGAUCACAGAGAAAGCAUGCCGAGAAGCGGAAAUUUACCACCAAGCAGGGCUUGAUGGCGUGAUCAUUGAAAACAUGCAUGAUAUUCCUUACACCCUUGAGGUGGGUCCAGAGGUGUGUGCAUCUAUGACCGCAGUGUGUGCUGCCGUAAGAAGGCUUUAUCCAUCCUGGCCGCUUGGUGUACAGAUCCUCUCUGCUGCAAACAAAUCAGCGCUGGCCGUUGCCUUGGCAUCAGGGUUGGAUUUUAUCCGUGCAGAGGGCUUUGUGUUUUCGCAUGUAGCGGAUGAAGGCCUGCUAAAUGCUUGUGCUGGUGAGCUACUGCGCUACCGUAGACACAUCGGAGCAGAGCACAUUCAGAUCUUUACAGACAUCAAGAAGAAGCACAGUGCUCAUGCCCUCACUUCAGAUGUGAGUAUAGCUGAAACAGCCAAAGCAGCAGAGUUCUUCCUCUCUGAUGGUGUCAUCGUCACAGGAACGGCAACUGGAGCACAAGCUGAUCCAGAAGAAUUAAGUGAGGUUACCCAGUCUGUAAGAAUCCCUGUUCUUAUCGGUUCUGGAGUAACACACAGCAAUGUGGAGCACUACCUUCAAGCAGGUGCUAUGAUCAUUGGCUCCCACUUCAAAAAAGAUGGCUACUGGGCAAAUGGUCUGGAUGCAGAGAGAGUGAAAAAGUUCAUGGAGAAGAUGCACAAACUUCGGGAGUAACUAAAGGCAAAGCUUUUAAAACAAGAGAUACAGUAUUUGUUUUCUUGUAACGGAAGAACAAGAAAAUUUGGUUAAUAAAUUCAAAUACAGUAAAAAAAAAAACAAGACUUAAUGUGAUGAAAAAAUAUUUUUAAUUUUUUUAUAAAGAUUUUACAAAUGUAUUUUUGAAGAUAGAAAAUAAAACCUCAAAAUGCAUUUAUAUUUACAAAGUCAAAUGUUAGCAAAAAUGUAAUGGUAUGAAUCACAACAAAUACUUUGGUAUUUCACUCAUGCAAACAUAAGGCUUAAGAUGUAGCUUCACAUUGUUUUGCCUUCUUUUCAUAUGCUUCAACACUGAAAUAUUUUCAAGAAUUUUUUUUUUUAUCUCACUUAAACGAUAUUUAGGCACCAUAGCAAAGCAGAAACACACAAACAUUACUACAUUGCACUUUCAGAUAAGCACUCUUUAAAUACUAAAGCACUGCUAAUGCCAAUGCUUUAUGGUCAUGUUUUGAAUCAUCCAACUGAAUUUUCAACGCAUGCUUAUGUUACUGAGUUAUAUCAGUGUUAGACUACCAAUGAGACAUCCACCUUAAAAAAAACACCCUGUGUUCAGACAGUGACACUUUAAAUUUGUAACAGACUCACAGGGGGAAAGUAUCAGAUUAUCAAUAUUCCCCUUGAAGAUAAAAACAACAAUUCACAUAGCAAAAACAUUUCAUCUUUUUUAUGUAAAAAGACUAAAGCUCAAUAGUUGUACAGGCGUUGAGUGGGCUGCUUGAAGAAGCCAUAGCGGCGCUCAGAUAAAAAGCGUGUUUUUGUAAGGUUUUGCCUGUUGAGGGCGCCACGGGUCAGCUUUCUAUGCUCAUUAUAAACUCUGGCACGCUGCUCUGAAAGCAGUAUCGUGCUGCAGGGCAAUGGGCUGCCCCAUGCAGCUAGCCAAGAAACGUGACGUCUGAUUGGUGCAGACCUAAAGCAAAAGUUUGACAAUACAGACACGGUUAAAAAAAAGAUAUAGGUUGCAUGUCAAUGUGACAUCAUAAGACUUGUUUUGCUCAUAUCUUUAAAGUAUGACUGUCAAUCUUAUGUCUAAAAGCAAUGUGACCUCCUGCACAUAGAACCUUUCGUGGUAUUCCUAAAAUGUUGUCUACGUGAUUAUUCCCUACACAUUUUCAACUAAAUGCUGCAAAUGCCACUUUAAGUUGCAUAAGAAAAAUUAGCCUACCUCAUGAAUAUAUAGACUAAAACUCUUGGAUCGGUCCUAAAUCUUACCUAGUCAUGUCUUCCACUUCUUCUUCUGAAGCGAUGUCUUCCUCAUCAGGCUUGAUCUGGUACACAGACAUGCUGGGAUGCUCAAUCAACAAGUUUUCCAAAGUGUUUGCCUCACAUGAGCCACCAACUGACUGGUUCUCUGCAUACACAAAAGCAGAAAUUAUUUCAAUUUAAUGAAAAAACUUUAAUACAAGGCCAAUGCCUCAAACCAAAACCCUUCUGAUCAUCUGAGGUUAAAUUCCAAUGCUUAAAUUCAUUUGGUUGUAAAAUUUUGACUUUAUCUUUCAUUACUAUGCCUAAUGAGUUGAUGUUACAGUGGAAUAGGUGUAUCAAGUCCCUUAAAACAGGUAAAAAAAAACAUAUUGAAAAUCAGAAAGCACUCACCUUGUAUAUUUAUGAUAACCCAUUCCCCAUCCUCAAGCUCAAGUAGGUUUGCAUAGUCUUCAGUUUCAACUACAGCAUCACUGUGAUUCUCCUCUACGCUGCCAACAAACUGUGCAAUGAUUUUACCGAUCAUUUUUGUUCUUGAUAAAUCAGAUCUUUAAGAAAAAAACAGAAAGUAAAAAAAAUAUUUAUUACACCCUACAUAAAAAAAUACUUGAGUGUUUCUCGUAAUAAAUUGUUUUAUACUGUAGUUGAUUACAUGUUUCUUGGGUUGUAUAAUUGACAUUAGGUUAAUUUAAACCAGUGGUUAGGUUUGUCCAUAUUUUACCAAACCAUGGGUUAAAACAGCGCAGCAGAGUGUACACCUUAUAAAAUGUAUACCAACCCCUUGACCUACAUUUUUUACUUA